AUGUUGGCAUCUGACUUACCAUGCGAGAUUCUCAUCAAUAUUGCAAACCUCGUUUCAUUCAAAGACAAGUCUCCUUGUUCACUCACUUGCAAAGCAUGGCAAGCGCCCUUCCAAGAAGCGAUGCUGAACGAAAUAGUGAUAUAUGACCAGAAGCAACUAGAGGAAAUAUGUGACGAAUUUAUUACUAAUGAUAUUGUAUAUCAAAAAAAUGGUCAGUACAUGCGAUAUCUCUACUUAUAUGGGGAAUUCCAGGCAAGCGAUGAACAGCUCCAUAUCCUUCAGCAACACUUUCGGAAUAUAAAAUACCUUUAUGUCAAGCAAGCUCGUAUAAGCAACUUCAACUUUGGAGCUACAGCAAACUGGAGACUUUGGGAUGCACUAGUCGAGUUACAGAUCGUCUUGGAUGAUGUACGUAUUGAAAAUGCAGAAAGAAAGUUUCUCGAUAUCAUGUCUUGUCUACCUCGCCUGAAACGGCUGGAGCUUAUCCGUCAUACUUGGCUUCCGGUGCGACUAAGAUUCACACUCGAAGAUUUUGAAACCCUUCACGAACACUUGCCACAACUGAAGAAUCUAAGUUUGAGUACAGAUCUGACAGUUCUUUCAGCCGUAGAUAUGAUACAUAUUACCGAUGUAUCUCCAGCAAAGGGCCUGGUAUUUUUUGAUAUUGAUAGUAAAACUACAGAUUUUCGAUGGCUGAGUUACUUUGCACGGAAAUACCCCGCCUUACAUACCUUGAGGUGGGCAACCUGUAAUAAUGAAAUUACACUGGAUGAACACCAAGACGAAGCAGUCGCUUUAUUUAAAGCAAUCCCUACUGGGUUUCAGAACCUGAGAAUAGCCUCGAUAAGAAGCGAGGAAUGCCCAAAAGGAGAACAUCUCAUCUUUUGGAGAUCAUUUUGUCCGUCCAAUAUACCCAUCAAACAUUUGACGUGCAGACCUUAUUUAUCCAAAAAUACACCAGAAGUAUUCGAAGAAAUUAUCAAGACAUGCAUGCGCUCAUUCUCAAAAACGCUUGAGAGUCUCUCCAUCAAAUGUCGGUUCAUAUUCAAUACUCCAUUUACAAUCACAAACUCAUUCAACCACUGUCCCCGGCUGGUUUACUUGAGAAUUGGAUAUUGUAAUACAUCGAUUGAAUUGGACGUUCUUCUGGAGCUUUGUGCUUCUCUAACAAAUCUUAGACUUUCUCGCGGGCGACUGCUUGUUAGCUCAACAGCUUCCAAAAACGUUUCUAUGUGUAAACUACGAGUGGUAGAAAUCCACAGAUCGACCGUCAGUGCUGAAACGCUCGAUUAUAUAUCAUCCCGCUGCAAAAAAUUGGACGACAUUCAACUGAAAAAUACAAAAGUUAUAGGAUCUAUUUUCCAAAACACCAGAAGUCUCUUUAUUGACAUGUCAGGAACUCGUUUUGAGAGAUUUUGUUUCGAGAAUGUGUGGUUCAGCACAUUAGAAGAUGACGAAAAUGGCAGCAGCAAUCUCAAUCUUAUAGUUAUUUCUCACCCAACUAUUGAUCAACAGACAACAGAUACCCUAAACACCAUACCUUCAGAAAAGGUAUCUCCAAAGAACACAAUAGAGUACACCUGGCUAUAUUCCUCGUAUAAGAAGGACAAUAACAAUAGCUGGAGUUCUGUAAAUUGGAGGCUAUCAAAAGGCCAAGCAAACUGGGCAAGAAAGUACUUUCGUAACUUUGAGCUUAAAAGAACUUUAGCCGGAACAAAGUAUUCUUUUGAUAGCACUGUUGAAAUAACCGGAGAAAACUGGAAAGAGCAUCUUUUUAACGGCUUUACUACACUCAAGUGCGGAUACAUAGCCAACCUGGACGUUGCUGCUUAA
Phycomyces blakesleeanus NRRL 1555(-) is the source of this 1833-nucleotide messenger RNA. RefSeq lists its product as hypothetical. The transcript has a single exon. Lineage: Eukaryota; Fungi; Mucoromycota; Mucoromycetes; Mucorales; Phycomycetaceae. The record is from RefSeq and is a predicted model, not a curated record. Gene Ontology annotation, molecular function: protein binding. Gene Ontology annotation, cellular component: SCF ubiquitin ligase complex. Gene Ontology annotation, biological process: SCF-dependent proteasomal ubiquitin-dependent protein catabolic process. The coding region runs from base 1 to 1833 and encodes 610 amino acids.